AUGAAGAAUUUUGACGAUAGUUUCUAUAUAUGUGAUUUCGGCGAUCUUGCGAAGAGCCAUAAAAGAUGGAAUGAGUUAUUUCCCAACACGUCUCCAUUUUAUGCAGUGAAAGCCGCUCCAUAUCCACCAAUGAUUAGGUGUUUGUCUGCAAUGGGUGUUGGAUUUGACUGUGCAAGUCAGGAAGAAAUUGAUUUAGUAUUAAACAAUGGAUCAACUCCGGAUUCUAUCAUUUUUGCCAACCCGACAAAAUCAGUCUCACAUAUUAUUCAUGCAAGAGAGAAAGGAGUAAAAAUGUUGGUAUUCGACAGUGAACAGGAACUUCACAAAAUCAAGGAACAUUUCCCAGAUUCAGAGUUGAUUUUACGAAUAAUGGUCGAAAAUCCAAUAGCCGAGCUUCCUCUCUUUGGCAAAUUUGGUGCAACAAUGGAAGAAUCUCGACAUCUUAUCAGCGUUGCACACUUAACCAAGAUGAAGAUAAUAGGAAUAAGCUUUCAUGUUGGUAGUGGAUGCCUUGAUGCAGAUUCAUACGAUGAAACAAUUAAACAAGCAAGAGAACUGUUUGAUUACGGAAAAACAUUUGAAAUGAAUUUUGUUAUUUUGGAUAUUGGAGGAGGCUUUCCUGGACUUUUUGGAUCCGCUUUGUCCAUUGAGAAAGAAAAAGCAGACAAGGAUCGCCAUUAUGCUUUGUUGUGGGGUCCAAGUUGCGGCAGUCGCGCUAUAUCUAUGAGGAUGUUGGUGCCAAAAUUGGACUACGACGACUGGCUAUUUUGGAAAGAUGCCGGAGCUUAUACUUUUGCACGUUCAAGUGGUUUUAACGGAUUCAAAACAACAGCAUUUUACAACAUUGUUUCAACAGAAAAUGAGUUAGCACUGAUUUUAUCCUGA
This is a messenger RNA of Styela clava, 885 nucleotides long. Lineage: Eukaryota; Metazoa; Chordata; Ascidiacea; Stolidobranchia; Styelidae. The record is from RefSeq and is a predicted model, not a curated record.